Oryza sativa Japonica Group (Japanese rice) is the source of this 1491-nucleotide messenger RNA. Its product is annotated as heavy metal-associated isoprenylated plant protein 6. The record is from RefSeq and is a predicted model, not a curated record. Gene Ontology annotation, molecular function: metal ion binding. Lineage: Eukaryota; Viridiplantae; Streptophyta; Magnoliopsida; Poales; Poaceae.
ACCAGAACUGAGAAAACCUUGCCUUGCCUAGAAGAACCCACUUGCGGGUACGACUACAACAUAAGGAAAAGCAGAGGAGGUCAUGCCGGGAUGGAGUAACACACAGGGCCCCUCUUUUCACUUUCCAAUGAUUCUUUGGGUGACCCACACAAAUUCCCCUCUAAAUAUUCCAUCUCUCCAAUCCCUUAUAUAAGUGCAACUACUUGCAUGGUCCAUGGCUCCAAGCUGCCUAGCAACAAAGGUCUUAAUUAGGAGCUCUCUCCAUUAGGAUCCUCGAGCUUCAGGAAGCUAUCUCCAACAAAACAUACACAUUCAGAUCAACUUCAGUGAUGGCUGCAGAAUCAGAGACGCCGCGAAUAACAGAGCUUCAUGUGAGGAUGGACUGCAAUGGCUGCGAGCACAAGAUCAGGAAGACUCUGCGUGCCAUUGAUGGUGUGAGCGAGGUGUACGUAGAUGCAGCGAGCCAGAAGGUGACGGUUGUCGGGAUCGCCGACCCGGAGAGGAUCGUCAAGGCGAUCAGGAAGACCAAGAGGGUCCCCACCAUCUUCUCCCACACCGACCCGGCGGCGCCGCCGCCGCCGCCGGCCGAAGGCGAGGCCGCGCCACCGCCAGCCGACGCGCCACCGCCGGAGGAAGCACCGGCCGCAGAGCCGGCACCAUCAGAAGCGGCGCCGCCGCCGCCGGCGGAAGCCGACCAGGCGGCGGCUCCCCCGGCCACCGACGCCACCGUCAUACACAUGGUGCACGACUACCCGUACACCCACGACCACCACCACGGCCACGGCCACCACCUGUUCGGCCGGGACCACUGGCCGGCGAGCCACCAUCCCGCCGGCGGCAUGGUCAACUACGGCGGCGGCGCGCCGUACUACGCCGCGCACAGCUACAGCCACAGGGCGAGCCCGUACGUCUCGGAGUACGGCUACGUCGGCUCUCCGGCUCACCAUGAGGGCAGAUUCUACAGCAGCCAUGAUUACUACUACCCUGCAGCUGCUGGUGGCAGAGGGAAGGGAGAUGGAAGCCAGAUCACCUCCAUGUUCAGCGAUGAGAACCCUAAUGCAUGCACCAUAUCCUAAUCAACAUGCUUUUGCCUGUCAAGAAGUAAUUAAGGUGGGGUAUUAUAUAGUAUUGAUGAUUAGUGUUAAUUAAGAUUACUGUAACAUGAGAUUUAUGUAAAAUAGUAUUAAUUAAGAGGGGUGUAAGUAAGAUAAGGAAAAAAGGGGAGCAAUAAGAUGCUUAACUUGUAGUAGUGGGAGAUGAUUUUCCUUGGCAAUCACCACUAUUUUUUUUUUACCGCCGUCCACUACACCUCAAGAGAAUCCAACAAAGCUGUGGUCCUGUGUAUAUGAUGUGUACUUGAAAAAAAAGUGGCAGAGACGUCACAGUAUUUCCAGGCCAAAUCUAAAAACUUUGUCCUGUCUAGCAUGUUGGGAAUAGAGACAUUUUUGUAUUCUCUUGAAAUAUAUGUACAUCUGAUUUGCAUCGCAUAAA